CCGGCGCGGCGCCGCGGGCUCCGGAGCCACAUCCUGCAAGGGAGGAGCGGGGCCGGGAGCGGAGCCGGGAGCGGGGCCGGGCGGCGCGGGAGCCGCAUCGCCGUGGCCGCCCCGCGCCGCCGCCCAGGAUGUGGUGGGACGAGCGGGUGUCGGCGCGGUUCCGGAGGAACCUGCAGCCCACCCUCACCUACUGGAGCGUCUUCUUCAGCUUCGGGCUUUGCAUCGCGUUCCUGGGGCCCACGCUGCUGGACCUGCGCUGCCAGACACAGAGCUCCCUCUCCCAGAUCACUUGGGUCUUCUUCUCCCAGCAGUUCUGCCUCCUGCUCGGCAGCUGCCUCGGAGGGGUCUUCAAGAGGACGUUGUCUCAAUCCUUGUUUGCACUCUUUGCCUCGUCGCUGGCAAUCUCCUUGGUCUUUGCCAUCAUCCCCCUGUGCCACAAUGUGGUGGUCCUGGCUGUGGUCAUGGCUGUGGCAGGGCUGGCCAUGGGCUGCAUCGACACCAUCUCCAACAUGCAGCUGGUGAAGAUCUACCAGAAGGACUCUGCCAUCUUCCUGCAGGCCCUUCACUUCUUCGUGGGCUUUGGGGCGCUGCUGAGCCCGCUCAUUGCUGACCCCUUCCUCUCGGACACCAACUGCAUCCUCUCGAACUCCACGGCCAACGCCUCCAGCAACCUCCCGCACAUCCGCAAGUCCCUGGUCCCGCAUCACCCAGGGAACCUGUCCCACUACGACCUGCCCAUGAAGGGCAUGGUGGUCACGCGUGUCUCCUACGCCUUCUGGAUCAUGGCCCUCAUCAAUCUGCCCGUGCCCAUCGCCGUGUUCUUCCUGCUCUACAAGGAGCGGAUGGUGCCGUGCUUCAGCAGCAGCAGCCACCCGCUGCUCUCUGCCGACGAGCUGGCCAUGGAGACGCGCCCGGCGGACAAGGACGAGCUCAGCACCGCCGUGCAGCGGCCGCACGGAGCAGGAGGUCAUGAUGACUUAUUUAGCUGCUGCCAAAGCAAAAACUUCAGAGGGGCUUCUUACACCUACUUCGCAGUCCACAUCACUGGGGCUCUUGUUCUCUUCAUGACUGAUGGGAUUGUGGGAGAGUACUCGGGCUUCAUUUACAGCUACGCGGUGGAGGAGCCGCUCUCUGUAGUGCACAAGGUGGCCGGGUACCUGCCCAGCCUCUUCUGGGGCUUCAUCACGCUGGGCAGGCUCAUCUCCAUCCCCGUGUCCUACCGCAUGAAGCCAGCAACGAUGGUCUUCAUCAACGUGGUCGGAGUCCUGAUAACCUUCCUCCUGCUCCUCAUCUUCUCCCACAGCGUCGUCUUCCUGUUCGUGGGGACAGCAUCCCUGGGGCUGUUCCUCAGCAGCGCCUUCCCCAGCAUGUUGGCCUACACCGAGGACAUCCUGCAGUACAAAGGCUGUGCCACGACCGUUCUGGUGACUGGAGCUGGAAUUGGGGAGAUGGUGCUGCAGUUACUGGUGGGAUCGAUUAUACAUGAUCAGGGCAGCUACAGUUUCCUGGUGUGUGGGAUGAUCUUUGGAGGCUUGGCCUUUACCUUCUACGCCUUCCUCUUGUUUUUCCACAGGAUGUACCCCAAGCCCUCAGCAGACAUGGACGAUGCCUCCCCUGACAAAGCAGCAGUGAGAGACGACACGGGGCAGUACCAGCGCUGAAGCAGCGGCCAAGCCCUAGCCAAGCAAUAAACCACACAGCGAAGCACUGCUCUUACGGAUGAUUUCACAUCUAAUGACUGAAUCAUGCAAGUCUUCUGCAAUCAAAAGCACAUGAGAUUGGGUAAGUCGGAAUCAAGACAACAUCCUGAAACACUGCCUCAAGCUAAGCACAAGCUGCCCCUGUCACACAAACCAAAAGGACCAGCAUCAGCAUGACCCUUGCGUCUGAUGGCCGUGUACGGAGGGGUGAUGGGAGCAGCUCCUCCUGCCGAUGCACCUUCUUUCUUACCAGUUCAGGAUGAAGGGGACGAAGGAAAAGGUUCUCUCUGUCCCAUAGGUAAGACUGAGCCUCUCCUGGCUUAGACAUUGAACGGAAGAUGUUUCUUUUGG
Messenger RNA from Pezoporus flaviventris, 2051 nucleotides. RefSeq names its product major facilitator superfamily domain containing 4A (gene SLC60A1). The record is from RefSeq and is a predicted model, not a curated record. The transcript is spliced from 10 exons. The coding region runs from base 129 to 1661 and encodes 510 amino acids. NCBI's taxonomy places the organism in Eukaryota, Metazoa, Chordata, Aves, Psittaciformes, Psittacidae.